CCAGGGGCAGGCGCAAGGGGACACUCUCGCCCGGGCACCUGGCAACUGCUUUUUUUUUACUGCCUCUCCAGCCAUACCAGCCCGGUCCGUCGCGCGUCCUGCCAUUCCCCUUCAUACCUAUAUAUCCUGCCAUCCCGCAAGCAUACAAUCCGCUGCCGGCUUGAGAUCUCGACCUCUGCUUUCUUCUGAUUUGCUACGCCCUCUCGAGUUCCCCUCCUGCUGUCCGAAUUCCCUCCCCCGGUCAAAAGACGGUGUGCUUGGCCGUGUAGUUGGAUGUUGUUCUUGGCGUGUUUACCUGCAUGUCGUCUGCCGCCCGUGGCCCAGCUCCUCAUAUCGAUUGCUUAUAAACCCACGCGCGACCCUCCACCGAAUAUUUAGCUUCCCUAUGCUCUUGCUGCCCAUUUGCUACCUAGGCUCCGGUGGUAAUCUGGGUCGGUGUUGGCCGUUGACGGGUGCAUGUGUGGGUGGCCUGGUGGGCACUAUAUAGACAUCUAUCGUGGUCGGGGGCAGUAGAGAAGCAGCCUCCUCUGACUCGUCGAUAUGGGGAUUCAAGGUCUACUCCCGUUGCUUAAAUCAAUACAAAGACCAGCAAGGCUAAAGAAGUAUGAUGGCGAGACUUUCGGUGUUGAUGCCUAUGGCUGGCUGCAUCGAGGCGCUGUCUCCUGCGCUAUCGAGCUUGCUCAAGGCAAGCCAACCCGCAAGUAUGUGGACUUCGCCAUGAACCGUGUGCGCAUGCUCAAGCACUUUGGCGUAACGCCGUACCUGGUUUUCGAUGGUGGUUUCCUGCCCAGCAAGAGCUCCACGGAGGCGUCUCGCGCGAAGCGCCGAGAGGAGUGCAGGAAAAUCGGCCUGGAGCUUCUGAAGGCUGGCAAGCCUUCUCACGCACAUCUCGAGCUCCAGAAAGCCAUCGAUAUCACCCCCGAGAUGGCCCGCCACCUGAUCGAGGAGCUCAAGAAGGCUAGUGUGCCCUAUGUAGUGGCGCCCUACGAAGCCGACCCGCAAUUGGUGUAUCUGGAACGUGAAGGCCAUAUCACCGGCAUCCUGUCGGAAGAUUCGGACUUGCUGGUCUUCGGAGCCAAGCGAUUGCUAACUAAGCUGGACCAGCACGGCCAAUGCGUCGAGAUCAAUCGAAAGGAUUUCUGCGCUUGUCGUGAAGUUUCUCUGACGGGCUGGACGGAUGCUCAGUUCCGACAGAUGGCCAUCCUGAGCGGCUGCGACUACCUCGAUAAUAUCAGUAAUCUAGGGCUGAAGACCGCGCACAGAAUGCUCCGAAAGCACAAGACUCCCGAGAAAGUGGUUCGCACUCUGCAAUUCGAUGGCAAGCAUCACGUCCCAACCGACUACUGGAAACUGUUUGUCCAGGCCGAACAGACAUUUCUCUACCAGUGGGUCUUCUGCCCCAAGGCCAACGCGCUAGUCAACUUUACUGCGCCGGGCCCGGACGUCAAAGUGGAUGAGUUGUCGUUCAUCGGCAGCUUCAUCGAACCCGAGAUUGCCAGGGGCAUCGCAACUGGGGAUGUGAACCCGAUCACCAAGGAGAAGGUCCUUCUUCCCGACCUUCCUACGCCAAGGAAACGUACCGCGUCGAUGGCUACCCGUGUCACACCCACACCACGUGCCAUUCAAGAGCCCUCGGAGAAACCGAUCGAUUCUUUCUUCAAGAGCCACCGGCGUAUUCCCUUGGGGGAGAUGGAGCCCAAUUGCUUCUCGGUCGAUCCCGCACGGCUGUCUAACAUGACCGAGAACGGAAACCGACCCCUAGUGUACCCUCUCCCGCGGCCAUAUCUCGUCGAAGCCGAACCUUCGAGUGCGAGCUCGCGUCCAUAUAUUAACCGAUCCACCAAUUCGUCUCGUUCUCUGCGACGGCGGACCGAGCCAAUAUCCAAUUUACUCAGCAAUGGUGGGCGCUCUUUCGCUUCCGGAUCACGACGUCAGACAACAGGUCCCCAAGAUGAUAUUCUGAACGGUUCAGGUAGUGCAGGAAUGGCGCAUCUCGCCAGACCACCUAAAAAGGCCCGUUUGUGCGAUGAUGCUAGUUCUGGGUUGAGUCCAGCAAAGGAGAAGAGCAAAUUCUUCCCACGUGGGACUUGCGAUGGGGCGGCUUCCACGACGCUGGAAAAGUAUCUAAUGUCGGACGACUCGAUUGAAGAGGCCCUGAAGGAUCUUCCAGAUUUGGAAGGAUGGGCCGCAUCAGCGAAGGGUCGGAAGGGGGUAGCUAUAUUUCAAGAAGUGCAUACGUUGUCGGCCACCGCCACCCAAGGUACCGAAGACGACGGGAAACAGGUUGAAGACGGCUCCGACAACAUGAGCUCCACGGUUCAGAGCAAUCCAGUUGCAAAUACGCCGUCGGGCAUCACGGAACGUUUUGUCUACGUACCAAGUUCGCAGUCCGACUUGGCGAGUAGCGGACAUAGCUCUUCGCGUAGACAGAGCGCAUCUACAUCCGGUUCUUCCAGGAACUCUCUCGGCGGACUUACGCCUCGCUCGUCCGCGUCUUCCACGCCGUUUUCUUCCGCCACACAGCCCUCCACUGCCAAGACGACGCCGGCGACAUCCCGUUUGACGCCCCUUCAGCGGCUCGGUAUCCAGGCCCUAGGACGUAGCAAGCAGCCGCCUUCGCCUACCUUCGCAGCGCCGCGUCCUCCUAAAGUUUCUAGCUUCGGCAGGCGCAGUCUGGACGCCAUACCUAUCAACCCAGCCUUCGUUCCAUUGCCGCCCGUGGAUUUGGAAGAGGUCGAAGCCCUACACGGGCCUCUCGGCAGUGAGGACUUGCUGCUACACGACAGCGAGAAUGAAGAGCCGGCGGACGAGCAGGAGAAUAUGAGUGUAGGCAAGGCUGGCAAAACCCGAGGCAACUUGGACUUGUCUAGGUUUUUAUUUGCUUGAUGAAAAGGGGAUUGUGCUGUGGCAUGGCGGCCACGCUCACCCUGGGACAAGGGACAACUAGGUGUAGGAUGGUUGUGUAUGAGCAUAGCGCCGGAGUUUCGGGCCAAUGUCGGCGCACGUAGGAACAGGCGUUUGAUGAGGACCGGCUGCUCGGGUUAGGGGCAUACAGUCGCACGGGAUUGACCCCUAGGGAUGGAGGGGAUUCGACUACACAAGACCCUAGGUUAUACGGAUUAUAAAUACAAAUAUGAAUUCAGA
Messenger RNA from Durotheca rogersii, 3144 nucleotides. RefSeq lists its product as uncharacterized. The transcript has 3 exons. The record is from RefSeq and is a predicted model, not a curated record. Gene Ontology annotation, molecular function: 5'-flap endonuclease activity; DNA binding; 5'-3' DNA exonuclease activity. NCBI's taxonomy places the organism in Eukaryota, Fungi, Ascomycota, Sordariomycetes, Xylariales, Xylariaceae. Gene Ontology annotation, cellular component: nucleus. Bases 541 to 2886 code for a protein of 781 amino acids. Gene Ontology annotation, biological process: mismatch repair; DNA double-strand break processing; DNA recombination.